Molecule: messenger RNA, 3682 nt
Organism: Mustela lutreola (European mink)
Lineage: Eukaryota; Metazoa; Chordata; Mammalia; Carnivora; Mustelidae
Gene: CRYGS
Product: crystallin gamma S
Exons: 3
Coding region: 2979-3587 (202 amino acids)
Biological process (GO): lens development in camera-type eye; visual perception
Molecular function (GO): structural constituent of eye lens
Source: RefSeq, a predicted model, not a curated record
AUGACAGUGGUUUUGAAUGCUGCGACCGGGGGAGAGAAGAUGAAGAAAUGCUCAUUAUAUUUUUUACUCUAACAGAAUUCCCCAACAAGUUAUUAAGGGUGUAUCUUUGUGUUGGGGGUGGGGGGUGAUGUUCAAUACUGUGCAGGUAUAUAUCAGUUAAAUAUCAUCAUGAUUUCUGCCUUGCGGCAACCAAUUUCCCCAGAAAUAAUACCUGCUAAUAAUAGGUGGAGUAGAAAACUUUUAGUAUUUAGUUAAAAACUGCUCUGUAAAGGGUGUCUGGUUGGUUUAGUCAGUAGAGCAUGUAGCUCUUGAUCUCAGAGUUUUAAGUUUGAGUGAGACCCAUGUUGGGUGUAGAGAUUACUUAAAAUCUUUUAAAAAAUUGCUCUAUAAAAGUUAGCCUCAACCAGUAAUGUUCUAAAAAAUCCAUCAAGUGAAUUAAAUCCUACAUAUCCACUUCAUUCGAGCAGCUACUCUUACCCAUUUCCUGAAAUAAAGUGCUUACUUACAUUAGGAAAAUUGCCUCUCAAAUACUUGAUUUACAGUUGUUGGUCUGGAAAUUGAUUUCUUACACGGGCUUUAGGAGUGAAGGGAUCUAUGCCUGAUUUCCUCACCACCCUCACCACCCCCACCAAUUCUUUACUUUGAAAAGUUUCAAACCCAUUAAAUCUGAAAAGAAUAAGAAAGAAAUGUUGAAUAAAUACUUCUAAAUCCCUCACUUAUAUUCUUCAGUUGUUAGCAUUUUGCUAUAUAUUGGGUCUCUGUCUGUCUCUCUGUACUAAAGCAUUUGGCAGUAAAUAGACAAUUAUUUUGCUGUAUUUAAGCAUGUAUCUCCAAUAAACAUACUAUCAUUAUCUUGUCCCCCAAAUUUACAAUAAAUAUAAUACCUAAUAUUUGGACCAUAUUCAAAUUUCCCCCAUUUGCUUCCCUAAAUGUGCUUCAUGGCUGGCUUUCACCCCGAUACAGGAUCCAGUCAAGGAUCAUGCAUUACCCUUGGUUGCCAUGUUCCUUUAACCAUUUUUUCCUUUAGCCUCUUUUAUAUGGAUCAGUCGCCCUACCUUUUUGUUGUUGUUGUUUGAGACAUUAACAUUUUUCAAAGGCCAGAAUAGGUGCCUUGUAGAAAGUCCUGAAAUUUGCAUUUGUCUGAUUGUUUCCUCAUGUUUAGAUUCAGACUAACCAUCUUUGGCCAGAAAGUUACAUAGGCAAUAUCAAGUAUUUCCCAUCACAUCAUAUCAGGAGGUACCUGUUCUUCCAGAAUUGGUAGUGCCUGAUUUUUUUUUUUCCACUUGGAAAAUAAAACUAAUAAUGAUACUUGUCAUCUAGAAGAUUUCAGGAGAAAAAUGAGACAGUGUUUAUAGUGCUCUGAGGCUCUUCAAAGUAGGCCAUGAAAAUCCCACUGAGAAGAAUUGUAAAUCCUUAGAUGAGUAUCCGUGUGACUUGAGGAAAGACUGUUACAGAACCCUCUUUGGGGCGCCUGGGUGGCUCAGCCAGUUAAGUGUCUGCCUUUGGCUCCAGUCAUGAUUCUGGGGUCCUGAGAUCAAACCCCGUGCUGGGCUCCCUGCUUAGUGGGGAGCCUCCCUGUCCCUCUUCCUCUGCCCGCCCCCCGCCCCUGCUUAUUUGAUCUUUCUCUUUUUCUUUCUCUCAAAUAACAAAAUCUUAAAACAGAAAACCCUCCUAGAUGAAAAUACCCCUGCUUUCAAAGAUUUCCAGAGCAGUAAUAAUGUGCUUUCUUACUUCUUACAGCUGCGUUGUUCACAGUGGUUAGCUAACUUGCUUGCUAGACCAAAAGAGCAAGUUAAUCUCUUUCUCUAUUGCUUCUCCCUUUCCCUCUAUCUUACUAGCAAUCUAAUCAGAGUUAUGGGCUUGGCAAAAACAAUGCAUUUUACUAAAUUUGGUUUUGUUACCUGGAAUACUCAACAUUUUUCUUUCUGCUAUAUUGGAUUAAUGGGCUAUUUUUUCAAAAACUAAAUGAAAAUAAGAGGAAUUUUGUAAUAAUUUCUAGGCAAUCUCCAGCAGUAUUUCUUAGUCCUCUCUACAGAUUUUUUUGUCCAAGAAUCUCAGCUCACUAUAGAGUAGAUUUCUUGGUCCUUCUGCAAAUGGAAAUUGAGUAGAAGUACAACAUUCUCUGGGCUCUGAGAUUUGGAAGGUCUCCCACUGAAAGGAGAGCUUGAUUCAUGGAGCUCAGUCUCUGUGGCAACACAGUACUUUGUUUCAACCUUGGGAUGGUUGGCUAGUCUGCUGAAAGGGUGGCCAGCAAGGGGACCUUAUAGAACAUUGUGUAUAUUUCCACUUCUCAGAUUCAGAUGUCAGCCAGGCAAAUGUACAUAGGGCACCAAGUGUGGGAAACAUUCAAGUAAAAAAGAUACUAACUUUUUUGCCUAUAGCAUAUCCCUUGCAAAGCUUCUUUUUUUUGUUGACUAAUUGACCAAAAACCAAAAGUAAAUUAAAUUAAAGUUAAAUUAAGGAGUUUAGAAUCUAUUCAUUCUUAGUGAAGUUACCUUGGUUUUCCUAAACAUCUUUCCACAGGCUUUGGGGAAAGCUUCCCAGACUCAGAAUCAGUCUCGUUCCAUUACUAGGAGAGUAAAUGGUGUCUGUGAAACCGAGCUAGCUGUACAGCAGGGGAAGACAGCAAAAGGAGAGAAGAUAAAACGAAUCACAAGUCACUGACCAGGACUUUUGCACAGCAGUCCACUCACUUGCCUGCAACGGACUUGUCACUAGCUAUUGACCUUAGGCGAGUCAUUUAACUUCUUCAUCUGUAGCCACAGUAGCAAAGUCUAUUGGCAAUUAUGAACCAAAUUAAACUAAGUGCUUUAUUGUUAUUACCCCUUCUCAGAACAGCCCUCUGGAGUGCAUAUGGUUAUCCAGGUUUACAAAUGAAGAGCCUGAGCUUUGAAGAGUGGUUCAGUGGCCUAUCCAAGGUCACAGAGAUAGUGACUAGCGGGUGCUGCAAUUUUGUUUUCAUCUGAGACUGAGACGCCAUGUAUCUCUCAGUCUGCUAUGCUGAAGUGCGAAAUGGAGGUGGAAGAGAAAUUUGGGAGAGGACGAAAGGAAAUGGAGUCGAUGAUUUAGGGAUCACUUUCUAUGAGGACAAGCACUUUCAAGGCCGCCACUAUGACUGUGACUGCGACUGCGCCGAUUUCCACAUGUACCUGAGUCGCUGCAACUCCAUUCGAGUGGAGGGAGGCACCUGGGCCGUGUACGAAAGGCCCAACUUCGCGGGCUACAUGUACAUCCUGCCCCGGGGCGAGUACCCCGAGUACCAGCACUGGAUGGGUCUCAACGACCGCCUCAGCUCCUGCCGAGCUGUUCACCUGUCUAGUGGAGGCCAGUAUAAGAUUCAGAUCUUCGAGAAGGGAGAUUUUAAUGGUCAGAUGUACGAAACCACUGAAGAUUGCCCUUCCAUCAUGGAGCAGUUUCACAUGCGAGAGGUGCACUCCAGUAAGGUGCUGGAUGGCGUCUGGAUUUUCUACGAGCUACCCAACUACCGCGGCAGGCAGUACCUCCUGGACAAGAAGGAGUACCGGAAGCCCAUCGAUUGGGGUGCAGCUUCCCCAGCUGUGCAGUCUUUUCGCCGCAUUGUGGAGUAAUGACGUGGAGGGGGCCAAAAGCUUCUCCCGGGGGGCCACUUGCUGGCCAGCCUUGUCACCCAAAUAGGCAUCAUAAAUAAAACAAUUGGCAUGCA